Messenger RNA from Naumovozyma castellii, 1164 nucleotides. RefSeq names its product TOM complex pore protein TOM40 (gene TOM40). Bases 1 to 1164 code for a protein of 387 amino acids. The record is from RefSeq and is a predicted model, not a curated record. NCBI's taxonomy places the organism in Eukaryota, Fungi, Ascomycota, Saccharomycetes, Saccharomycetales, Saccharomycetaceae. The transcript has a single exon.
AUGUCUAGUCCAGUUUCCAUCUCAGAUUUCAACAAAUUGCCAACCAAUCCGGGUGUAUCUCCAAUGACUCCGGAACAAUCCCAAGGUAGUUUCUGGUCUUCCAAUCCAAUUUCCAGUUACGUCCUAGAGACCUACAGACAAGUUAAUGCCCAUAGACAAGGAUUGGUUUUGACUAACCCUGGUACAGUGGAAAACUUAAAUAAGGAAGUAUCUCGUGAUGUGUUUUUAACUCAAUAUUUCUUCACCGGGUUAAGAGCUGACUUGAAUAAAGCUUUCUCUUUGAAUCCAGCCUUCCAAACUUCACACACCUUUUCCAUUGGGUCAACUAGUUUACCAAACUAUGCAUUUUCAGCUCUUUUCGCUGAUGAUAAUUUAUUCAUGCAGGGAAAUAUCGAUAAUGAUUAUUCAUUAUCAGGUAGAUUGAAUUAUGGUUGGGAUAAGAACAAUAUUUCCAAGGCUAAUUUACAAAUUGCUAAUGGUCAACCAACAAUGGUUCAAUUGGAACAAGAUUAUCAAGCUUCUGAUUUCUCCAUCAACUUGAAAACUUUAAACCCUCAAUUCUCUUCAAAGGGUGUCUUUUCUGGUGUCGCUGUCGGUUCUCUACUACAAAGUAUUACACCAAAUCUCUCUCUUGGGCUAGAAGCUCUUUAUUCGAGAACUCAACCAUCUACUCCAGCGGAUGCAGGUGUCUCUUACUUAACUCGUUAUGUGUCUACAAAGAAGGAUUGGAUCUUUUCAGGUCAAUUACAAGCUAAUGGUGCAUUAAUUGCUUCAUUCUGGAGAAAGAUUACUCCAAAUGUUGAAGCUGGUAUUGAAACUACUUUGCAAGCUGGUAUGAUCCCAAUUACUGAUCCAAUGGUCGGUACUCCAAUUGGUGUCCAACCAACUGUGGAAGGUUCCACUACUAUCGGUGCUAAAUACGAAUAUAGACAAUCUAUUUUCCGUGGUGUACUUGAUUCCAAUGGGAAAAUUGCAUGCUUCUUAGAAAGAAAGAUCUUACCAACUUUAUCUGUUCUUUUCUGUGGUGAAAUUGACCAAUUUAAACAAGAAUCUAAAUUAGGUUGUGGGUUACAAUUCGAAACUGCGGGAAACCAAGAACUUUUAAUGAUGCAACAAGGUUUGGAUUCUGAUGGGAACCCAUUACAAACUCCUCCAUCUAUUUAA